Molecule: messenger RNA, 387 nt
Organism: Naegleria gruberi
Lineage: Eukaryota; Heterolobosea; Eutetramitea; Acrasida; Naegleriidae
Exons: 1
Biological process (GO): protein modification process
Cellular component (GO): cytoplasm
Molecular function (GO): protein-L-isoaspartate (D-aspartate) O-methyltransferase activity
Source: RefSeq, a predicted model, not a curated record
AUGGAAUUUAAUCAUUGCAUCAAGUUUCUAUUCGAAACUGUCGAUCGUAAGAAAUAUGCAACAGAUUCGAAACUUUCCAAUGAAGAUUUUCAAUUAUUGAAACCAUAUGCAGAUUCUGCCAUGCCUCUUCGUUGUAAUGCCACAAUUUCAGCACCUCACAUGCAUGUCACUUGUUUAAAUGCUUUGAAAGAUUCGAUUAGUUUGGAAAAUUCGAAAGCAGACGAAAUUUCAUGUUUGGAUAUUGGAAGUGGAAGUGGAUUUAUCAGUGCAGCUCUUUGUCAUUUAUUGGAAUAUCAUGGAAAGAAGGGAAGGAUUUUAGCAAUUGAUCAUAUUUCAGAUUUGGUUGAAUUGGGAAGAGAAAAUGUUGAACGAGACGAAAGUUCAAAG